Molecule: messenger RNA, 1058 nt
Organism: Vavraia culicis subsp. floridensis
Lineage: Eukaryota; Fungi; Microsporidia; Pleistophoridae
Exons: 1
Coding region: 1-801 (266 amino acids)
Biological process (GO): protein import into nucleus; COPII-coated vesicle budding
Cellular component (GO): nuclear pore outer ring; COPII vesicle coat
Molecular function (GO): protein binding; structural molecule activity
Source: RefSeq, a predicted model, not a curated record
AUGGAAGUGCACACCGAUCCAAUCAACAGCGUGUCGAUCAACAGCACAGAGGACCUGGCACUGACGGGUAGCAUGGACAAGAAACUGCGUGUUUUUGCAUUGGAGAGCAACAAUUUGCGGUUCUUGUACGAAUUGGGUGGUCACCAGUCAGAGGUGACGAAGGCAAUUUUCAUUGGUGGCACAGACAUGAUAGCAUCCGCAGAUUUCACAGGCAAUUUGCUCCUGUGGGUCAUGGAUAGCAAGAAACACGUGCUUAAACAGCGCAUCAAGGUAUUUGAGGGCGCCAUUACGUCGUUGGCGGGGCAGUUCAACAAGGACGCUACUGUGUUCUGUGGUUGUGCAGACGGCAAGAUAAGGGCGUACAAGGUGACCGACACCGAGUACGGUGCGACCGAGAUGAGUUCGAACGAGUACGGCGUUACGUGUCUCUCGUGUAACGACGAGUACCUGGUGAGCGGAGGAAUUGACUUUAGGGUGAAUUUGUACGGCAAUAAUCAACUGCUUGAGACGUGUGCAGACCACGAGAACAGGGUGAAUGAUGUUGCUGUGUGUCCAUCCAACAAAUUUGGGGUGUUCUGCUUCGCAAGCUGUUCUGACGACAAGAGCGUGAUUAUCUACACGAAGGAGAAGGACGGCUACAAGAAGCAGCGAAUAGAUAUUGGUGAGGAGUGCUAUGAGCUGUGUUUCAGCAAGACGGGGUUCUGUCUUACCGUUGGAUAUGGGAAGAAUAAUUUUAAAGCAUUUGUGCCUGAUGAGAAUGGCAAUUUCAAGGAGACUGAGGUUGAGGAUAUCGUUAAUUAAAGGGUGUGAUUUAGGUAAUUGACGGGUAGAGGGUCGGCACCUGUGCACGGUAUGCGAUGCGCAACGGCAACCACGUAGAAGAAACAUAUGCCAUCCCAGUGAUAAUUCAUGCGCUUCUUAAAAAGCUGAGUGAUGAGCGUACACGUGUCCGUGAUUACCACCCUCGGCGGAUUAUCGUACGUGUUCACGUAUGCAAUGAAAUCUUUGUGCGUGACCAAUCGAAAUAAAUGCGAUGCGAAGUGCGGCUGGAGCAGUAG